Molecule: messenger RNA, 581 nt
Organism: Dermacentor andersoni
Lineage: Eukaryota; Metazoa; Arthropoda; Arachnida; Ixodida; Ixodidae
Source: RefSeq, a predicted model, not a curated record
UUCACAAGUCUGCCACCUCCGAGGACAAGGCCUUGUAGCCAGCAAAAGCCAUGUUCAAGUUCGCCGUGGUCAUUCUGCUCUGCGCUGCAGUCAGCUACGCGCACAUGCCGGACGUGUUUGAAGGCUGCAUACGGUAUCGCCGUCACCGUGAGGAGCCAAGCAAGUGCACUUUGGCACCCCCGCGUGAAAUUAAGGGCAGCACCAGCUUUGUGCACUUCGCGCACGAAGCCCUAAAGAAAGGCGGAAUCCAACCGAGCAGCGGCAACCUCAACACUCUCCUUCGUAUCACUCGUGGAGCACGUCAGAACUACAGGGAUCUCUCCAAGGAAGUCAUCAUCCGGGUGGAAUUCAAGACCACUCCAAGCAGCUGCGUCAUCCCGAGCAACUACUCAGUUGAUCAGUGCCUGCCCAUUGCCUACAAGCCAAAUGGGCUGUGCCAGGCAAAGUUCAGAUUCUAUCGAGACACUUCAGAGAUCCAGACCGCUUGGUGCAAGCCAUACAUGCUAACGUGCCGCCAAGCAAGAUUCCGCUUUUGUGGCCCCCUGAAGCGCGACAGCGCCAGGCGCGAGCCGCAGACUUAG